Messenger RNA from Ananas comosus (pineapple), 2729 nucleotides. RefSeq lists its product as uncharacterized. The record is from RefSeq and is a predicted model, not a curated record. The transcript has 4 exons. The coding region runs from base 279 to 2387 and encodes 702 amino acids. NCBI's taxonomy places the organism in Eukaryota, Viridiplantae, Streptophyta, Magnoliopsida, Poales, Bromeliaceae.
UUCCUCAGGUUAGGGCAAUUUGCGCGGACGUGGGUGGCUUGGGCGAUACGCCGAGCUCAGGACAACGGUCAUAUUUUUCGAAAUUUUCAAUGGGAGCUUGAUCUCCAACGGUCACAUAUUUCGAAUUAGCCCCAUCAAUCUCUCUCUAUAUAUAUCCCUCGCCACUCUCCCAAUCCCCAGUCGAAAACCCACAUUCCCCGUCUCCUCCCUCAUCACCUCUUCGAAGAGAAGCUCUCCCCCCAGAAUCCAAUCCAAUCCAAUCGCAUCGAAGAGAGACGAUGGAUUUCCACACCCUCCCUCGUAGAGAUCUCCAGUUCCUCUGCAAGAAGAACAAGAUCCCCGCCAACAUGACCAACGUCGCCAUGGCCGACGCCCUCGAAGCUCUCCAAACCGUUGAAGGGAUAGACGAGAUACUAAACGACGCAUCGAAGUUGGAGUCGCCCAAGAAAGCGGAGGCCGGUUCGCCGGAGCUGCCGCGCACCGCCUCGCGAAGGGCCUCAGCCCGCAGAGCACCGGCUGCGGAGGAGCCGAAGGGGACGCAGGGGAGUCCCCUGCCACGGUCUCGCCGAGUGACUGCGAAAGCCUUGGAGAUCCUGCAGCUGGUCGACGGCGAUGGGGUGGAAGACGAGGGGAAGCAAGAAGGGAAGAAGGAGAUGCCCAAAACGCCGGCUGCGGCUCUUCGUAGCAGCCGUAAGCCGCAAGGGACGGCCGGGAGAAGAGCCGCUAAGAAAGGCGAGAGCGGAGCUGAGGAGAUAGUAGGUGAGACUCCGGCGGCGGCGGCGGCGCCCGGUGCAAGAACUACGAGGAGAAGGACGAGCAAGAAAGAAGAAGAAGAGGGCGUCCACGAAGCUGCUGUCGAAGUCCCCCUCCCGACUCCGGCCACUCGCGGCGGGCGGAGGACGGCUGCUCGAAAGGCCGCCGCAGCGGAAGAAGAUGAGAAGGAAGAGGAAGCGGCGGCGGCGGCGGCGGCAUCCCGGACUACUGCACGGAGAACGAGGCAGACUGCGAGGAAGGCGAUGGAGAGUGCUGCGGCAUCUACUGCAGGAAGAAGGGUGACGAGAGCCAUGGCCGCAGCCAAGAUGGCGGAGUUGGAUCAGGAAGAAGAAGAAGAUAAUGAUCGGGUUACGGAAGGAAUUGAUGGUCCGAAGAAUGGUUCUCCUCAGGCUUCUGAUGAGAAAUCUGAUUCACUGAAGAACAUGGAAGUCUCGGACUCGAAGGGGGAUUUGGUAGAAAAGAUGGACGGAUGUGAAGGAGUUGAAAACGAAUGCAACGAGGAAGUGGGUGAACAAAAGCGGGAUCCCUUUUCUGGUUUGGAAGAUUCGCCGAUCAGAGGGCUCGUAUCUGAGGUGGAUCCUCUGAGUCUCUGUGAUGAGAUUGUCGAAAAGAGUCAGGAAAGUUCUAUCACAGAUCUAAUACCAGUGGAUUCUCAUCCGAUGGAGGAGAGGAAUGGAGGAGAUGCUCCGGACGGCAAAGAAGAAGGCAGAAGUGGCGAAGCUCUCAGCGGAGCUCUGAACGACGAUCUGAUUCUGUUGGAUUCUUCUAAACAGCUGGGAGGAAAUAAUCCGGAUGGAGAAGAAGAAGAAGAAGAAAGCAGAGAUGGCGAAGUUCUUAACCUCCCUCUCCAAGAUUCAGCUGAAUCGGAGACGAUCAAUGAUUCUAACCCUGAGAUCAAUCUAUUACCUGCAAACGAAAGCCCUGCCGAGAAGAAGGUUCUGGAGGACACAGAAGGGCUUUUGGAGAUCUCGUCUAUCUCUGGAGAGGUCCUGCCAAAGACGGCAGCAGAGUUGAGCGUCGCAAUGGAUGAUACCAGUUCUGCUGCAGAUCCCACCAGAUCUCCAGCCAAGGAGGAGGGCAUGUCGGAGGAGCUCAUCAACUCUUCAGUUAAAUCCUCACCUCUGGUCGGAGAUCCGACGGGAGAAAUCAUCAACUCCGUCACCGCAUCCCUCACGAAUAUUUCCAUAGAUACUGGAGAUCUGGUCGAGAACACAUCUGAUUCUGGCCUUGUUUUCGAAGCUCCAGAGGCUCAUCCGCUGGAUUCCAGUGAUUGUAGUAGUGUUGAAACCACCGUUGGAAUCACGUUGCCGGUGGAGGAAGUAGUGGAAGAAAAGAGCGCAGGGAAGGUGAGGGUGUCACUUGCAAUUUAUGAGGAGAAAACCAAUGCAGCUGAGAAUAAAGUCGCCGACUCGUUGGCCAUGGCGGCAGCCGAGAGCGGAGAAGUAGAGGGCCAAUUUAACCUGCUGCCAAAGGCUGUAGACCUGCACUCUUUAAGCCUGGGAAAGCUGCGAACUAUGUACAAGGAGAAGCUCAUAAAUGUGAACAACAACACUAAGGUGAUGGAAGGGAAGAGGUUAGCUCUCGCAGAAUUGAAUGAGAACCUCCUAUCAUAAUUGAUGAUGAUGGUGAGAUAAAACAUGCUACUAGUACAAUGAAUGCGUGUGAGAUCAAAUAAGAGUUGGAUCCUACUCUUUUUUGGUGAGUUUUGCAUGUUUGGUUUUGAAUAUAUGAAUUUGGGUUGUGAAACCAUGGUUUCUCCAACCCCCUUUAUGGUCUUGUUUCUGGAAUUCCGGUAUUAUUGUCUGGAGAAGUAAUAAUGGAACUAUUUUUGUUAUAGUUUCUGUUUAGUCAGAUCGUUCGUCUGUAAUUGGUUGCGAUCGAACUAAAAAUGAGAUUUUCAGUAUUGUCAACAUUUUUUUUUUUCAAUUUGAAUGAAACUCGUCUGUUUGUUUCUA